ACCCCGUGGAGCCCAGCGGCGCGCUGAGGCUACAAGUGCCACGGCUGGUAAUCGGGGGACUUUCCCGAGGAGCGGCGCAGGAACAAGCGCGGUGCUCGAGCCGCACGUGGUGGUCAAGGCAGGGGAAACUUGCCUUCUUAUUUGAGGGAUCCUGUCACAGAAAUGUGCGAGUCCUUGGAUAAAUUUGGCUUGAUGACGGCAAUGCUUCCUUCAGAGACACUGCUACUUCCUCUGUGCUCCUUUUCUGCCCUGACCUAAGUUCCUCAGUGUCAGUCCCUCUGCUAAGUCAGAGGAUUUGCCCAUUUCACACUUUCCUGCCACUAGGUCUCCUCUCAUUUCUUGUACCCCUUUUAGGAGGAACUGGGGCUGGAAGUGUAACAACUGUGGCUGAACAGGAGAUGGGGACCCCAGGAGCGAUACUCCUGGUGGUGCAGCCUUAGGUCCCAUUGGGUUCUUACCUGUGUGGUUUUUGGCAGAAUUUUCAGAAGCUGAUGGGGGAUGUCUGACUAGCUCCGAUGGAGCUCCACUACCUUGAGAAGAGGAGCAGCCAGGCAGUCCUGUGUGAUGCUGUGGACUGGCAUUCAGGAGGGCUUCCUGGUGACCAGGCAGAUGCGGCAGCCACCAAAGCUGCUCUCUGCUGCCAGAGACACUGUAUGUCGAUGCCAAGAGCAGCUGAGAUGGAAGGGUCCAAACUUAGCCCUUCUCCAGCAUCCCCCUCCUUCUCUCUGCAAGACACUGUCAUUCAGACAGACUCCUUGCCACCAGGGCCUCUCAACUCAGGGAACAACCAAAUACUGGCAGGACGGAAAGUCUGCAACUGCUGCAGCCAGGAAUUAGAAACUUCUUUUACCUGUGUGGAUGAGAAUGUCAACUUAGAGCAAAGGAACCAGUGCUCCCCUCUAACAAAAGGGAGCAAUCAUCUGGGAGACCUUGGCUGGGGAAAUCCAAAUGAGUGGUCUCAUGAGGCUGCCAUAUCCUUGAUAUCUGAAGAUGAAGAUGAUGUAAGUUCGGAAGCCACAUCUUCAGGGAAGUCAGUAGACUAUGGGUUCAUCAGUGCCAUCUUGUUCUUGGUCACUGGCAUCUUGCUGGUGAUCAUCUCCUACAUUGUCCCACGAGAAGUGACUGUGGAUCCCAACACCGUGGCGGCCCGGGAGAUGGAACGCUUGGAGAGGGAGAGCGCAAGGUUGGGGGCUCACCUGGACCGCUGUGUGAUUGCAGGACUCUGCCUGCUCACACUUGGGGGGGUCGUUUUGUCCUGUUUGCUAAUGAUGUCUAUGUGGAAAGGGGAGCUAUAUCGUCGCAACAGGUUUGCCUCUUCCAAAGAGUCUGCAAAACUCUAUGGUUCUUUCAACUUCAGGGUGAAGACCUGCCCUAAUGAAAAUACCCUGGAACUGUCCUUGGUAGAGGAAGAUGCUCUUGAUGGACAGAGUUAAUUCUGGUUGUGAGCCUACUGAGAGUCUGCAUUAGCAUUUUAUAUGAAAACAAACAAACAACCCACAUUUCUUAAAAUUAACAGUGCAGUUUAUUUGCUUGGCAAGAAAGGCUUAUUUCCCAAACCAACAGCCAGUGAGUGUUUUUAUUCUAGAUGUAUUUUUUAUUUAGAAGAAAAGCUAUGUAAGAUGCAUUAAGAAAUUACAACCAGCUACAUCUGUCCUUCUAAAGAACUGAGAUUAAUUCAUCUAUAAUGGCCAUCAGCUUCUACUUCACUUCUAUAGCAAAAUAUUUCUAACAACCAAUGUACAAAUGAUUUCUUUUACAUGGUAUGGGGAAUUAUUCUUUGGACAUUAGUAGGUCCUACACACAGUAGGAUCAAUUAGGUACAUAUCUUGUGAAAAAGAACUUAAGCACUAAUCACAUAUUAAAGCUUACAUUUAAUUCUCAAAGGUGCUUAUCCAUUCUCUUGCUAAAUUUUUUCUUCUUCUGAUUUGGCUGAACACUAAAAUAUAGGGUUUUGAAUUUGAAUAUUUUGAAGCUUGAGGAUGUUGAUUAUUUAAAAAAAUGCAAAAACACAUCUGUUAUAUUUAAAAUUAUUCCUGUGCUCAGAAGUGGUAACUAAGUCAUUAGCAUAAACUUUCUAGUAAAAGAAAAAUAAUAUAAAUCAUUAUAAGACCAAUCUGAAUUUAACCCAGAAUGGUAGUGCCAGAUAUUAGCCAGUGUUGCAUGCCCAUUCUCUAGAUGAAGUAAAAUUAGUUGCUUAUAUAAAUUUCAUUUUCCAUUUGUGCUUUAGCCAUCAGACUGGCUACCUCGGCUCUAGAAGUCUUUCCUGGUUCUCACACCAGAGAGGCAAAGCAUAAGACAUUUUUAAUAUAUUUCCAGACAUAUAAACCUCUAGGCAGGUCUAAGUCAUGACUGGCUCAGACACACACCCAGGUGAUGUUUUGUUGUUUGGAGAAAUACAAUUGCAAUAGAAUUGCAGCUAGACUCUUAGAGACUAUGCCUAGAAGUUGGUUUCACUUCUCUAGGCCAAACAACAAGCCAUUGCCCCAGUAUGGCAGCAGUCCUUAAGCCCAUAGCCAAAAAAUUAGAAGAGUGACAGAGAGAAAGAGUAAACGCAGUGAUUCAGUGGGAACUGUGCCCUCACCAAAACUUACCUCCCCCUAACAGUGGUCUAAGUAUCAUUCUUUUUUUAAAAAAAUUCUUAAAAAUUUUAAAAGGUUUUAUUUAUUUAUUGGGAGGGGGGGCUCCAUCCCAGGACCUUGAGAUCAUGACCUGAGCCGAAGGCAGAUGCUUAACCAACUGAGCCACCCAGGCGCCCCAUAAGUAUCAUUCUGAGUUCCUCAUCCAUGCCCUCAGUAACUGUGAAAUCUUGCCUCAUGACAUUCAAACUUGCUUGAUGAGAGGCAUAAUGAGCAAAGUGGUCACAGCUUUGCAAAACACAGACCCAGAGUCUAUACUAACACCCUGUAUCUGUACGGUUAUGGUUCAGAAAGGGGUAGGAAAUGCAGCCUCAGAAAUAGCUUGCAUUUUGCAAUUAAUCUUUGAGGUAUUUCCAUCCUCCCAUGGUAAGAGUUGUUUUAACUUCCAUCAGUGGGGUCUUUCUUAAAAGAGGACUGGAACUUGGAAUUUGGGGUGGAAGGGCAGAGAUGGGGAAGUGAGAACAAAUUUCUUUAUAGAUUCUAAAGCCUAAUUCCAAUGCCUGAAGUUUUUGUAGUUUUUGAGGAUUGUGGAAAAUGUGGAUGACUUUGGCUGGCAGAGUGUGUGAGUGAGGAUAUUUAUGUGAAUGAGUUCUUGUGGCUGUCAGAGUUACAUCUGAUGAGUUAGGUACACUGUGUUACUAAGGGUUAAGAUGAAAUGCAAAAAAGGUAGGAUCAGAGGAUAGUAAAAAUAGAGAGGGCAGGCAUAUGAAAGAGUUAUUAGGUAAAAAUGAGAGAUUAUAUGGACAUCAGAGGAAGCUAGAUAUAGCUCAAUUUGGAAAUAAUUGGGAGAAUAUAAAGGUGAUUUUUGUUAUCUGUUGCUAGUUCUUUUUGCUUUUUGAACAAAGUUUUUGUUUUACUGUGACUCUCCUGUCAUGGUUUGUGUUGAAGCUGACUUACCAGCAGUAUAAAUUUCAUUUUCUGAAGGUUUAUGAAUUGUCAGAUUCUAGCCUCCUUAGGGACCCACUUUACAUGAAGUUGAGGCAAUAAGUUAGUGAUAUCCUUGGCUGGGCGAGUAGGUCUGAGCUGUGUGUCUUUUUUUUUUUUUUUUUUAAGAUUUUAUUCACUUGACGGAGAGAGAGAGAGAGCACAAGUGGGGGGAGUAGCAGGCAGAGGGAGAGGGAGAAGCAGGCUCCCUGCAAGAGCUGGGGAGUCCGAUGUGGGACUCGAUCCCAGGACCCCAGGAUCAUGACCUGAGCCGAAGGCAGUCGCCUAACCAACUGAGCCAUUCAAGCGCCCGAGUUGUGUGUCUUUUUAAAAAAUACAUUAAAAAAAAAAUUCACGCUUGUUCUUAGAAGCUAAGUGGGAUCAGCUGAGUUUUGUUUUAUUUAUUGGUGAAACAUGAUUAAUUAGCUAAAUUGCAGACUAAACUAAAUUAAUGUGCAGCCUGAUUUUCGGUUCAUGAAGGAAGACAAAUUUGAGAAUCAAAUGUUAGGAAGUUUUUCAAUUCUGUAAAACUGGAUAAAGGAGAAAAAAACCAAAGCUUUUCAUUGGGAAACAUUUAAUGAAUCUUACAGCACUACCAAAUUACAUAUAGUUCUGAUGUAAUCUAAAGGAUCUCUCUCUCUCUCUCUCUCUCUAUAUAUAUAUAUAUAUAUACACACACACAUAGAUAUAUAGAUAGGGAUACAUAUAUAGAUAUCCCAUUAUAUCUAUAUAUGUAUCUGUAUAUAUAUCUAUAUAUAUACAUAUAGAUAUCGAUAGGGAUGCCAGAUAGGGAUACAUAUAUAUACUAUCCAUUAUAUCUAUCUAUGUAUCCCAAUUAAGAAAAGAUAUGCAUGAGGAAAGACCUAACAAGUCAAAAUAUAUUUCUUCCUUUCCUUCCUUAAAAUUUUAAAAUUGAAAUAUUGUAAUUAAUGCUUACUUAUUUAAAUCUGUUCAUAUACAGGACACAUCUAUUCAUAUAUAGGACACAUCUCUUUUUAAGGUUCUACUUAUGUGGUGGCAGACCAUUACUCCAAGAAGAACCAAUUCAGAAAAUCAUCUGGGUGUCUCCUGUAGUGCUGUGUUGACCCAGUUCAGCUAACUGCCUUAAUCAGCUUUCUUCCAGUAUUCAGGUGUGUAGCUCUAGUCCAUCCUAUCAGUGCCUGAAUUCAAGAUGAGGAUUACUUGAAUUUAAAGUCACGGCAACAAAAAACCCUGAACUUUAGACUCUAUUGUUUCCAACCUGAUAAAGAGGUUUUUGUCUCUAAAUGUCUUUAUUUAGAAGUACUUAGGCAAGAUCAGGUGAUAAAUGUUAUAGACAUUGAACCGAUGAUAGCUGUGGUGUUGCUGGUCUUGGAUCCUUCAUGGAGAUUAUGACCUUACAUCUAUCUCUUGAACAUGGUGCUGGUUGUUGUUUAUGAGAGUUUUUAUUGCUAGACCUGGAACAACAACUUUUUUCAGAGGUCCAUGUUAAUUAACUUUUUAUCAGGUUUCAAAAAACUAAACUGAGUCACUUUCCUAAUCUUAAAAGAAAGUAGCUCAUUGUUCAGCAGUGUGGUCCAGAGGGAUGAGUACCAGAAAGAAAGCUGACUUUCUCCAUACUACUGGGACCUACGUGCUGUUUAUGGACAGUUUAAUCCUCCUAAUGACUUCAAUAAACUGUUCCUUCUUAGAGCACCUUAAACUGUUUGUGAUAGAGCUGUGCAAAGCUGAGGGUCCUUUCUAGCCAUUUAGAGCUCCUGAAGCAGGCCACCUACUGACUCCCUCGUAGGAAGAAUGUCUUUUCUCUAGGCUCCCCAUUUAAUAACUGAUUUAUAGUUUAGAGGAGUACAGGACUGCUUGGAACCAUGGAAUUCUUGGUGGCUCUGGUGCUUUUAUCCAUAUGACUACUAUGCCCCUUGGUUCUAUACUUACUAGAGACUUGCCUGAUAUCAGAAUCACAUGCUUUGCUGUCUGCUUAAUAAUAUAUCUGAGUCCAUCCCUCUCAUACUUACUUGUUUCGGGGACCCAAUUGGACCAAUGCUGGCACAUGUCCUUUGGGGUGCAAAUGUAGACAAAGAGACUGCCCUACUAAUUGUGCCUUCCCUUUGCCCCCCAGUGUAAGGAUAGUGAUCGAGUGAGCACUAUGCCAGUUGAAUAUCAGGAAUUAGGGUCUGAACCCAAGUGGCUCUACUCUUUGUUACUUCUUUGACUGGCAGAACUUCUAGGCAAGAGCAUUUGAACAUUUCAGCCUUCAUCUUUAAUAUGUGCAAUGACAGGCAUAUGCAAAAACCUUACCUGGAUUAAUCAUCUAAAGUUAAAGAAAAAAAUGUUCUAUAUAUUUAUUAGGAGCAGGUUUUUCAAUCUGAAGGUCAGAUUCCAUUGCAGCAAUUACUGCUACCACAAAAAUGUGGUCUGACAAAAGAGAUUCACAACCUUCACCAGUGGUUCACCUAUUCAGCAAGAUUUAAUACCACCAGCUAGGUUCCACUGUGACAAAUGAAUAAGACAGAUCCUUAUAGUUCUCUGUCAUGGGAUUUGACCUUUCCCAGAAUUGGGCAUAAAGAAUGAUUUCAAUGAAAAGAAUUAUAAUGAACUCUCACUGGCUUUUCCCAGUAUAAAGGGUUCAUAAGAAAGAGAAUUAACAUGUCGUUAUCUUUCAGCUGAUUUUCAGCUAUAUCAUUUUAUGGUUCAUAGUAUUCUAGAAUAUUCUCUCCUUCCAACUUUUAUGGGCAGAAGCCUUGGGAAAUAAUUUGCCUGAUUUGGGCACUGACACUGUAAAAAGUAAGAUGUUAUUUUAAAUAUGUAAAAUUGAUUUCAAAAAUCUGUGGCUUAUACUUAAGAGUAUACCUGUGGUUUACAUUUGUUAGUGUGUAAGUUUAUGUCCACUCAAGUCUGUGUAUGUAUUAGGAGAAUGUUUUAUAAUUAUAGAACUGUAGUAUCCAAAGCUAUUGUUAGAAUAAUUUUUCUUAUAGGAAAUUUGGCAUGCCUUAAUGUUGACUUUAAGGACAAGAGAAGUCUUUCACAGGUCAUGAAUGAAGAAUUUAGAAUCAACCUCAGAAUGAGAUGCCAUAAUUACAUAGGUCUCUUUUGGCUGUUCAGCAUCUCACAGAUGUUUGAUUUAUUUUUUUAACCACGCAAUUUCAGGCACAUAAGAGUGUGGCCUAUUUAGAAAUUAUUUUACCAUGAAUUAUUAUUUUAUUUCAAGGAAAUAUGGGCAGCAGACAGGACAGUGUUUUCCUUUGCUCCAAGUUUUAGUAAUUCUCCUGUGUUUCGGGAAGAAACAGCCUUAUUUUCCCACUGCCAUCUUCAUGCUUCCUAGCCAAAGCAUGUUAUACAUGAACACGAACAAAUGUUAUACAAGAAAGCAAAGAUGGAUUAUUACUAUAUAGUAUAUUGAGAGUUUCUAUUUUGCGGUUCUCAUCGUGCUUUUUAUUUUUCUUGCCAAAUAAGAAAAAUAAUUUGAUGUUGGUUAUAUGUUUUAAUAUGCAAAAAAGGGCAGUUAUUAAGGUUAUGGGCUUUUUCUUAGGGCAUGUGAUGUCUUAUAUGUUAAUAGCAAGUGUGUCAUAUCAUUUUAAAAUAAAACUAUUUAUUAAGAUGUUUCAUUGUGUUUGUUUU
This is a messenger RNA of Mirounga angustirostris (Northern elephant seal), 7154 nucleotides long. It is a transcript of the gene TMEM74, whose product is annotated as transmembrane protein 74. Lineage: Eukaryota; Metazoa; Chordata; Mammalia; Carnivora; Phocidae. The transcript is spliced from 2 exons. The record is from RefSeq and is a predicted model, not a curated record. Bases 516 to 1433 code for a protein of 305 amino acids.